CGCUCCAGGGUUCACACCGCAUCACACGGUCCGCGAUGGCAGCCAACCACCACCGCACCUGAAACGCACGGCGGCGCGCGGCGGAACCAGCCCAAAGACCAUGGCACGGUCGUCGCCGCCCGGCCACGCCUGGCACCGCGUCCUGCCCCUGGCGUGCGCCUGCCUCGCCCUGUUGGCGUGCCUCCUCCCGCGCCACGCCGCGGCGCAGCAGGCCGACGACGGCGGCGAGGCGCGGCUGCUCCUCCGUAUCAAGAGCGCAUGGGGCGACCCGGCGGCGCUCGCGUCGUGGACCGCCGCGGCCGGGGCCUCCCCGCACUGCAACUGGACCUACGUGUCCUGCGACGCGAGCGGCCGGGUCGCGUCGCUGGCCCUCCCCAACGUGACCCUGUCCGGCGCCGUCCCCGACGACAUCGGUGGGCUCACCGCCCUCACGGCGCUCGACCUCUCCAACACCAGCGUCGGCGGCGGCUUCCCGGCGUUCCUCUACAACUGCACCGGCAUCGCGCGGAUCGACCUCUCCAACAACCGGCUCGCCGGGAAGCUCCCGGCCGACAUCGGCCGGCUCGGGGGCAACCUGACUUACCUCGCCUUGGACCACAACAGCUUCACCGGCACGAUACCGGCGGCGGUGUCCAAGCUCAAGAACCUGACGUACCUCGCUCUCAACGAGAACCAGCUCACCGGCACGAUCCCGCCGGAGCUCGGUGACCUGAUUAGCCUCGAGGCGCUCAAGCUCGAGAGCAAUCCGUUCGAUGCCGGCAUGCUGCCGGAGUCGUUCAAAAGCUUGACGAAGCUAACCACUGUCUGGCUGGCGAAUUGCAGCCUCGGUGGUGAAUUCCCGAAUUACGUCACGCAGAUGCCGGGGAUGCAGUGGCUCGACCUGUCGACGAACAGAUUCACCGGAAACAUACCACCCGGGAUUUGGAACCUCCAAAAGCUGCAGUACUUGUAUCUUUUCGCCAACAACCUCACCGGCGACAUUGGCAUCAAUGGCAAGAUCGGGGCAACAGAAUUGGUAGAGGUCGACCUGUCCAUGAACCAGCUGAGUGGAACCAUCUCGGAAAGCUUUGGAAGCUUGCUGAAACUGAGAUACUUGAACUUGCACCAGAACAAUCUCACCGGCGAGAUACCGGCGAGUAUUGCCCGGCUACCGUCCUUGGAGUUCUUGUGGCUGUGGGACAACAGCCUCAGUGGAGAGCUCCCGGCGGAGCUCGGAAAGCAGACGCCGUUGCUGAGAGACAUCCAGAUCGACAGCAACAACUUUGUCGGGCCAAUUCCGGAAGGAAUCUGCAGCAACAAACGGUUGUUGGUGCUCACCGCCUCCGAUAACCAGCUUAACGGCUUAAUCCCGUCCAGUCUUGCCAGCUGCCCCACUCUCAUAUGGCUUCAGCUCCAAGAUAACGAGUUGUCCGGUGAGGUGCCGGCCGCACUGUGGACGGUGCCCAAGCUUUUGACCCUGUUCUUGCAGAACAAUGGACAGCUGAGCGGAACCCUGCCGGAGAACCUGUACUGGAACAUAUCGAGGCUUUCGAUAGACAACAACCGGUUCACUGGACGGAUUCCGGCGACGGCGGCUAAGCUCCAAAAGUUUCAUGCCAGCAACAAUCUCUUCUCCGGUGACAUACCAGCGGGGUUUGCUGCUGGGAUGCCACUGCUGCAGGAGCUGGACCUGUCGGCGAACCAGCUCUCUGGGGCAAUCCCAGAGAGCAUGGCGUUGCUCUGUGCCGUGUCGCAGAUGAACUUGAGCCAUAACCAGCUCACCGGCGAGAUUCCGGCCGGGUUGGGCUCCAUACCGGUGCUCAACCUGCUGGACCUUUCGUCGAACCAGCUUUCCGGUGCCAUACCGGUGUCGCUGGCAUCGCUGAGGUCCAGCCAGCUUAACCUGUCGUCCAACCAGCUCAGCGGCGAGGUCCCGGCGGCGCUGGCAAACCCCGCCAACGACCAGAGCUUCUUGGGCAACCCGGGUCUCUGCGCCGCCGCGUCGUUGGUCGGGAGCCUCAAGGGCGUGCGCUCGUGCGGGGCCCAGCCAACCGACCAUGUCUCGCCGAGCCUCCGUGCGGGCCUCCUCGCCGCGGGAGUGGCGCUCGUCGCCCUCAUCGCGGCGCUCGCCGUCUUCGUCGUCUGCGACAUCAGGAGGCGGAAGCGGCGGCUCGCGCAGGCCGAAGAGCCCUGGAAGCUCACCCCGUUCCAGCCCCUGGACUUCGGCGAGGCCGCCGUGGCGCGCGGGCUCGCCGACGAGAACCUCAUCGGCAAGGGCGGCUCGGGCCGCGUGUACCGCGUCGCGUACACCAGCCGGAGCAGCGGCGGCGCGGGGGGCACUGUGGCCGUGAAGCGCAUCUGGACCGGCGGGAAGGUGGACAAGGGCCAGGAGCGCGCGUUCGCGGCGGAGGUGGACGUCCUCGGCCACAUCCGCCACAGCAACAUCGUGAAGCUCCUCUGCUGCCUUUCCCGCGCGGAGACAAAGCUCCUCGUCUACGAGUUCAUGGAGAACGGCAGCCUGGACAAGUGGCUGCACGGCCAGAAAUGGAUGGCCGGGAGCGCGAUAGCGAGGGCCCCGUCGGUCCGGCAAGCGCCACUGGACUGGCCGACGAGGGUCAGGGUGGCCGUCGGUGCCGCGCGCGGGCUGUGCUACAUGCACCACGAGUGCUCGCCGCCGAUCGUGCACCGAGACGUCAAGUCCAGCAACAUCUUGCUCGACUCGGACCUCAACGCCAAGGUCGCCGACUUCGGCCUCGCGAGGAUACUGGUCGAGACCGGCAAGGCCGACACGGUGUCCGCCGUCGCCGGAUCGUUCGGUUACAUGGCUCCCGAGUGCGCGUACUCGAGGAAGGUGAACGAGAAGGUCGACGUGUACAGCUUCGGGGUGGUUCUGCUUGAGCUGACCACAGGCAGGGAGGCCAACGACGGCGGCGAGCACGGGUCCCUGGCCGACUGGGCGUGGCGGCACCUGCAGUCCGGCAGAAGAAUCGCCGACGCCGCGGACAAGUGCAUUAGGGACGCCGGGUACGGUGACGACGUCGAGGCCGUCUUCAAGCUCGGGAUCAUAUGCACCGGCCGCCAGCCGUCGACGCGGCCGACGAUGAAGGACGUGCUGCAGAUACUGCAGCGGUGCGAGCAGGCGCACCAGAGAGCCGCGGACGAGAAGGUCGCCGCCGACUACGACGCCGCCCCGCUCCUGCAGGUGCAGGUGCGAGGAGGCAGCCGACGGAAACAGCUCUCCGAUGCCAGAGUGAUGGACGAUGGCAGCGAGGGUGGUUUCGACUGCAACGUCUGAAGAAAAGCAGAAUGAGCAGAUGGCUGUAGGAACCCUGACCACCUCAGGUUAGGAUCUAGGACGGGUACACUAGCAGCCUUGUGUGCAGUCUUAGGAGAGCAGACCAAAGGAUAGGCACAGCUCACCACAAGCCAAGUAGCCAACAACACUGAUGGACAAUGCCACAGUGGCAGUGCCCUCCUAUAGGUGCCAGUAGCUAUGUAACUGCAAAGUAUAAUAUUGAAGCCAUGAAACUAUGCACUAUAACUGCAAAAUAUACAACUCAGUCAUAUAUUUGAGGAAGCA
Messenger RNA from Setaria italica (foxtail millet), 3559 nucleotides. RefSeq names its product receptor-like protein kinase HSL1. The transcript has 2 exons. The coding region runs from base 101 to 3274 and encodes 1057 amino acids. NCBI's taxonomy places the organism in Eukaryota, Viridiplantae, Streptophyta, Magnoliopsida, Poales, Poaceae. Gene Ontology annotation, molecular function: receptor serine/threonine kinase binding; protein kinase activity; ATP binding. The record is from RefSeq and is a predicted model, not a curated record. Gene Ontology annotation, biological process: protein phosphorylation.